Messenger RNA from Aspergillus oryzae RIB40, 609 nucleotides. RefSeq lists its product as uncharacterized. The record is from RefSeq and is a predicted model, not a curated record. NCBI's taxonomy places the organism in Eukaryota, Fungi, Ascomycota, Eurotiomycetes, Eurotiales, Aspergillaceae.
AUGAUAACGUUGUUGAUCCCUGACUGCCGAAUUCGGACAUUCAGGAGAUGGGUUAGCUUCUUGGCUAAUGUGUUCGAGUUGUAUGAGCUCCUGCUGCAUUGGAUAGUCUUCCAAUCUCCGAGCAACCUUUUGAAGAAGCCAUGGAAGAUGGUGCAUCGUGUGAUUGGUCUUAUUUGGCGAACAGGCUUGUCUUUCCUGACUGAAAAACCUUCAUAUGUUAAGUUUAACCGAGCUGUCCCCACACCUCUAAUGCUGCCAGCAUCCCACGGUCGUAAUAACCUCAGUGCCGAUAGCCCUUGUGUCGACCGCAACCACAAGCACAAGACAUUUCGAUACCCCACACGAGCCCAAAUAAUCUCUGGUGUGGAGCCCUGGUUGAGAAUGAAGCUAGAUAACACUCGAAGCAGGAAUGACAAGACAGAUGGAACCUCCGAGGAACCAUGUCCUUACGUGAUGGCAAGCACGGAUCUUUUAAGUCUUGGAAUGAGUCAUUUCCUGGACUCAGAAUACUGGCCCAUGAUUGACGAUGGAUUUCGGCCGUCGUCGGACAUUGAUCGGCGUGAAAUGUAUAGAAUGAUAGGAACCAAAGAGCAGAACCACGGGUCAUGA